Molecule: messenger RNA, 2159 nt
Organism: Salvia splendens (bonfire salvia)
Lineage: Eukaryota; Viridiplantae; Streptophyta; Magnoliopsida; Lamiales; Lamiaceae
Product: probable serine/threonine-protein kinase PBL23
Exons: 5
Coding region: 893-1978 (361 amino acids)
Biological process (GO): protein phosphorylation
Molecular function (GO): ATP binding; protein kinase activity
Source: RefSeq, a predicted model, not a curated record
GAUUAAAAACAAUGACAUCAUCAUGCAUAAUUUAGAAAUCCGAAGUUCAUUAUAAGUUUGUUAUUAGUUCAUUAUAAUGAACUUCAGGUUAUCAUAUAAUGAUGUUGUUCGGCGUUUAAGGUUUAGGAGUGGUUUGGUAUUGAUGACAGAAUGUACAUUAAAUUAAAACAUGUAUGAAACUUUUUGUACUAAUAAGAAAUAAGGGGGAAACAUUUUUUACUAUUAGUGUAAUUACCCCAAUAUAUUCUGUGUUCAUCUUUUAGGAACCAGAAUCUUGAUGUAGCUCGUUAUUUUCAAUGUAUUAGAGUACAAAACGACAUUGCUUUUGUGCAUGUUAUUUAAAAAUAGAAAAAAAUACACAAUUCCAUCCUACGAGCUAUGUCAAGAUUCUUGGGAUUGAAAAUGGAUGUAUAGUAUAAUUUUUAUACGAAGUCGAUAAUUUGGUGUUUAAUUUAACUUUGUAUUGUUCAGGAUAUUUUUGAUCAAAUGGCUAUGGUUUAGGGUUUAAAAUUAUAUUUAUCCAAAUAUAUGACUAUUUUUUGAAAUUGGAUAUGGAGAAUCCAACUUCAUCUCCCUCGACCUAAUUUAAAGUGGUAUGUAUUAAGUUCUAACAUGAGGUUAUAUUUUCCCCCUUUUAAUAUCCAAUCAAUCUUUUUCUCAACUGUCCCUAUUUUUAAGGCCUGCUACAUGUCACUUGCUAAAAAUAGCUUUCCCUUUUUAAGUGUUGAUCUUUUGAUCAUCAUAAUUCAUAAGCAAAAGGUCAAAAAAGAAGACCAAUCUUCAUUGUUAGUGAUGAUCGUUGAAUCCUUCAAGAAGGGUUCAUUUUAGAUAUUAUCAGGAGCUGAUUCUGAAAACCGAUUCUGUUUUAUAACACGAUAAGAAGUAACAGAGGAUGAGGAGUGUUCUUAAAGCUUCGAAAAGUUCUCUCCAACAGAUCAAGUCAACCAAAUACAAUGCCGUGGAUGUGUUGUCAUCUGCUGUUUCCAGAACCGUUUCGCUAAAUGCUGAUGCUAGCAAGCUGAGGAAAAUGGCGGAGGAUACGCCCAAGCCUGGCAUGGUAGCUCCUGGUAGGGUAUUCACCUUCCAAGAACUGGCGGCCGCGACAGAGAACUUCAAUCCUGAUCUGCUAGUUGGCGAAGGAGGAUUUGGGAGGGUCUACAAGGGCCGCCUUAAGAAAACUAAGCAGGUAGUGGCCGUGAAGCAGCUUGAUCGAAACAAGGAUCAAGAUAACACAGAAUUCCUCGCGGAGGUCUUGGCAUUGAGCCUCAUUGAACACCCCAACCUCGUGAGCCUGAUUGGAUACUGCGCUGAUGGCCGACAGAGGAUUUUGGUGUACGAGUAUAUGCAAAAUGGAUCCUUAGUAGAUCAUCUUCUUGAUUUACCUCCGGACAAGAAGGCAUUAGAUUGGUUCACUAGGAUGAAGGUAGCUCAGGGCGCAGCUCGGGGGCUGGAGUACUUACACGAUACAGCAUGCCCGCCUAUAAUAUUCCGGGACUUCAAGGCGUCCAACAUACUAUUAGAUGGGGAAUUCGACCCUAAACUGUCGGGUUUCGGGCCGGAGGAAAGAGAGGAGGUCUCGACAAGGGUGAUGGGGACAUAUGGCUAUUCUGCCCCGGAGUAUGCCCAGACAGGCAAGCUCACAACCAAGUCAGACGUCUAUAGCUUCGGGGUAGUGCUUCUCGAGAUCAUUUCGGGAAGAAGAGCUAUUGAUAGCAAAAAGCCACCUGAGGAGGAGAUUCUAGUUGCUUGGGCUAAACCACUACUAAAGGACAGGAACAAGUUCUCGUUGCUAGUUGAUCCGUUGCUACAAGGGGAGUUCCCCGUGAAGGGGCUGCAUCAAGCUCUUGCCGUGGUGGUGAUGUGUCUGCAAGAUGAAGCCGACACUCGACCCCUGAUCGAAGAUGUUGUCACAGCCCUCGAAUAUUUGGCCUUAACGACAGAUGAGCAAGUUGCCUGUGAAAAAAAUGCAGACAUGUAAAGUAAAUGCAACAAGUAAUUUCGAUUAAAAAGGCGAGGACGAUCAUUGUUGUGUGUGUGACUUGGUGUCGUGGUAGUAUGUCGUUCUGUACGAUAUAACGUGCUGAUUUAUGUGUAAAUAUUCUACUCUGAUACUCAACUACAAGUGCUGAAAUAUGUGUGCAUAUUGUAAUUUGAUAUUA